AUGACAGAUUCCAGCUCUGAGAGCUGCACUACGAAUGACGUGCUGUUUCAAAUCACUGGCAUUGACCGACUCCGUCUCGUGGAAUGCAAGGGAGAUUAUUCGGAUGACGACAGCUGUGAAGGAAGCUACGCCAACGACUCUGCCCUCAUCACCAAGAGGCGACAAUCCAGCCUAUUGCGACGGGGAUCAACGGCAACCACAUCACGACGAGGAAGUCAAUCCGAACGGCCAUCGUUCACCGCAAACAUGUUGGAUGACUUGCAAUCGGAGCUGAGUUCGGACGACAGCGAUGAGUAUGAGCUGAGCUAUCAGUUCAAUGACAGCGACUGUGAUCUUGGCACGAGCAACAGCAAGAUUCUGGGUGCCUCACAGCGCCGUCUUAGCAAGGGACUCGCCGGUGGUGACAACAACAAGACCAACAUGCUGCCGGCUAAACGCUCGUCUGAAAAGCCCAUCUCAGCUGCUCGCAACAAUAACAAAGCUGUGGCCGCCUAA
Seminavis robusta is the source of this 495-nucleotide messenger RNA. NCBI's taxonomy places the organism in Eukaryota, Bacillariophyta, Bacillariophyceae, Naviculales, Naviculaceae. The record is from the annotation of a GenBank genome assembly.